GGGGGAGCGGCGCUCGGGGGCCGGUGCGCGGCGCUCGGGGGGCGGUGAUGAUCAGCCAAUCGUCCCUCCAGGAGUCGGUGGACGGAGAUGAUAAGGAAACGGACCCGGAGGCGGACGAGGCCGCGGAGGAGCCGCGGGAACAGCGGCCAACGGAGACUUUCUACUGCGUUUACCGGCGGCUCAGCAGCAGGUCCCAGUUGCCGGGUGACGAUGCGGAAAUGGGAUACAGGAGAAGUAGUUCAAGCGACACCUUCUCAAAAGAAAUGUCAGCGGCAGACUUCAGUCUCUCCCUGGUGGUGACUAACCUGCCCACUGUGGCUGAACCAGAGCUUCGGGGGUUUAUUAUUAAACGCCUCAGCAAAGGAGCGUUCUUUGACGGAAUGGGCACGAUUGCAACUGUGGAGUUAAGUGUAACAGAGCAACCUGUGGCUUGUUACUACUGCCUCCUGCACCAGAACACAAUUCAAGAGCCGGAUAGCAGCAGCUCCGAGGCCUCAGGAAGCGUCACCGAUCAUGUGCUGUGUUUUCUGGGCAGCACAGAGAAGGCUCUGGAACUAUUCAGGAUUGAGCUGGAUAAAUACGCCCAGGGCCUGGAGCUCUACCUGGAAGCUGAGGCAGACAUCCUUGAGGCCCACCUGAAGAGUUGGUACGAUGAGUCUGUGCUCUACUUACAGCGGGUGGUACAGCUGUUCCAGGAGAAACUCUCUGUUUUAUUACGAGCUGCUUUAAGUCACACUCUGGUUGAAGUUAAACAUGCAGAUAACAGAACAAAACAGGACGUAGAAAGGUUUCUGAGCGUGGCCAGCCUGCAGGGCCUGAUACAAGAGGACAGAGUGGCCACACUGAGUGAGGCCAGGAGCCAGGAGCAGCAGGUGAUCAGUGUGGACUGUGGGGAAGCCACCCUCGUCUGUCACAAUGCGGCAGUCAGUAACCGCUUUUGUGAAGACUGGAUUCCUGCCUUUUCCAAUGCCCUCAAGAGUGGGAAUCCUUUCCUCAUGCGGCAAAUCCUAGAAAACUUCAAGUUAAAGGCCAUACAGGAUAUGAACAGCCUAAAGCGCAGUAUCCGCCAGGCGGAGACCAGUAACUACGCCCUGUACAAGUGCUACACAUUCCUUAAGAACUGCGGCAACGGCGACAUCCUCCUGCACACCGUGCGUGUGGAGCACGCCGAGCUGCCAGAGGCUCGAAACGUGGUCCAGGUCCUCGAAGAGUUCAUGCACGAAGAAGGAGUGAUCACUUCCACUGACUAAAAGGGCACUCUCGCAUGGCUACUGUUUAUGGCCUGUUCAGCGAUAACUCUGUGUGUGUGUGUGUGUAUCUGUAAUCCCAAUAGUCAACUGGACGGUGAACAGUUGCCCAAGAUUCCUGUCCACAUGUCAGAAUCUUUGUAUUUAUUGUUAAAUUCCUUGUAACUUCCAGAAUAGAUAUGUUGCAAGUCAAUCCUGGGGAGUAGGAGAUAGGCAUGUGGUCGCUUUAGGUAACACUAUGUGGGGUGGGGGGGAGGGGGUUGGGCCUCAAACAGAUUCGAACCAGUCAAUCCCCAAAUUUUGACUAACAUUCAGACCCUGUUAUAUGAAGGAGAAAGAGGAAGAAAAAUGUUCUCAUUCUGACGUAGAUUGUAUUUGUGCCCGAUGGUGGUGUGGGUGGGCGGAGAGCGAAGAGACGGGAAAGUCCAAUAAUGAAACUAACAAACGGAAAUAUUUUGGGAAAACAUGGUGUAACGAGAUCCAGAGUGGAAUGCUGCUUCAGAGCUUCGGGAAUGAUGGGGAAUGGUGAGUAGGAGUUUCUGCUCCCUCGCUGCUUCUCUUCCCUCACUCCUGGCGGCGAUUGUAAUUUUCUGUGAUUUUGAUUCUAAUUAAAGUUUUAAAUCGCUG
This is a messenger RNA of Callorhinchus milii (elephant shark), 1874 nucleotides long. It is a transcript of the gene cunh17orf75, whose product is annotated as chromosome unknown C17orf75 homolog. Bases 48 to 1250 code for a protein of 400 amino acids. Gene Ontology annotation, cellular component: trans-Golgi network. The record is from RefSeq and is a predicted model, not a curated record. NCBI's taxonomy places the organism in Eukaryota, Metazoa, Chordata, Chondrichthyes, Chimaeriformes, Callorhinchidae. The transcript is spliced from 10 exons.